This is a messenger RNA of Gastrolobium bilobum, 834 nucleotides long. RefSeq lists its product as uncharacterized. NCBI's taxonomy places the organism in Eukaryota, Viridiplantae, Streptophyta, Magnoliopsida, Fabales, Fabaceae. Bases 1 to 834 code for a protein of 277 amino acids. The record is from RefSeq and is a predicted model, not a curated record. The transcript is spliced from 2 exons.
AUGGAUGCUAAGACCUGGAACGGUCUUAAAAACACCUACAUUGACACCACCCAACCUAUUGCUGCUAAUCUCAGACGUUCCCCCACCAGAGAUAGUGAGGAGGAAACAUCUGUGGCCUCACUAAAGGAGACCACCAAGAUCACCCCUACAAAAUCCUCUUCCUCUGGCCACGUUUCGGCCAUAAGAACCAUCCCUCCUCCUACCAAGGUGAAGAAGGAUGCCCCUGUUGCUACUGAUGGCAAGCAGGGCAAGAAGAAAUCUCCUACCAAACCUCCUCCAAGAAAAGGGGAACGUUCAAGUCAGAGGAUAAAGAUGGAGAGUGAAGACAAUGAGCCUUUGGCAAAAAGGCUGAAGAUUGGACGGAGGUCAGCACCAAAACUAGCUGCAAAGGAGACGUCCCCAAGCAGCUCAGACUCUACAUUUUCUGACAUUCCAUCCCCACCACAUGCUCACUCUCCACUACAACAAAUCACCCCACAACCUUCUCCUAGGCAACAACAAGGAGAGGGACAAAAAGACAAAGAAGCAGCACCUGCUGCAGAAACACCAGUGGUUGAGCAAGAAGCUCAACCACAAAAGAAAGAUGACAAAGGAAAGGGGAUUCUUGUGGAAUCCCCUAAAAAGAAGGCGAAGCCAUCCGUCCCCAGGCAAAUUAGUCUGGGAGGCCCUCUUUUGUACCCCAUCAAUCAUCCUGACACCACUGGGGAUGAAGCUCUAGCUAGAGCUCUGGUAGAGGAAGAAGGGAUGGCAGUUCCUCCACUAAUGGAGAAACAUAUUGAAGCAAUACCCUCAUCAUUCAGACCCCCAGAGGAUGAGCACCAGGCAAGCACCUGA